AUGACCUUCGCUAAAGAUUACAGAACACUUUAUAGAGAUCAAAUCAAGAAGCAGAUACGACUAAAUCAGGAGCAUCUGCAAAGUUUGACUCACCUAGGUUCACAGAUCAAUUUCGAGGCGGAUCCUCGGAAGCUACCGGAUCCAGAUUCUGCUCGAAAAGUGUUUUUCUUCGAUAUCGAUAACACAUUGUACAAGAAAUCUACAAAAGUACAAUUGCUCAUGCAACAGUCAUUGUCGAAUUUCUUCAAAUACGAGUUAGGCUUUGAUGAUGACGAGGCAGAGCGCCUGAUCGAAUCAUACUACGAGGAAUACGGGUUGUCUGUGAAGGGUUUAAUAAAAAAUAAACAAAUCGAUGAUGUGUUACAAUACAACACCUUUAUUGAUGAUUCCUUGCCUUUGCAGGACUAUUUAAAGCCCGACUGGAAAUUAAGGGAGCUAUUGGUAAAUCUGAAAAAGAAGAAAUUAGGUAAAUUCGAUAGGCUGUGGCUCUUUACUAACUCAUACAAAAACCACGCCAUUAGGUGCAUUAAGAUAUUAGGUAUUGCCGACCUGUUUGAUGGUAUCACUUAUUGCCAUUACGAUAGGCCUAUUGAGGAAGAAUUCAUUUGCAAACCAGAUCCAAAAUUUUUCGAGACGGCUAAGUUACAAAGCGGGUUGCCAACUUUUGCCAACGCUUGGUUUAUCGACGAUAACGAGAGCAACGUAGAAACUGCCUUAAGCAUCGGGAUGGAUCAUGUUAUCCAUUUGAUAGAAGAUUAUCAGUACGAUUCGGAAAACAUUAUCACAAAGGAUCGCACAAAUAAGCAACAGUUUUCCAUAUUGAAGGACAUCCUCGAGAUCCCAUUGGUGAUGAAUGUUAACGUUUUCCACCCGUCGGCUACUGCCAUAAAGGAGAUGGAAGAGAUCGAGGAAGAAGGAGAAACAGUCAAUUGGUCUAAACAACAGAUCAACGUCCAAUCAUCGUAA
Saccharomyces kudriavzevii IFO 1802 is the source of this 966-nucleotide messenger RNA. It is a transcript of the gene PHM8, whose product is annotated as bifunctional nucleotidase/lysophosphatidic acid phosphatase. The record is from RefSeq and is a predicted model, not a curated record. Lineage: Eukaryota; Fungi; Ascomycota; Saccharomycetes; Saccharomycetales; Saccharomycetaceae. Gene Ontology annotation, biological process: pyrimidine nucleobase metabolic process; nucleotide catabolic process. Gene Ontology annotation, molecular function: nucleotidase activity. The transcript has a single exon. The coding region runs from base 1 to 966 and encodes 321 amino acids.